AUGCCAAGCGACCUUGCGGUAGCUGAGGAAGCUGCGGCGAGAUUGAGGCUUAACUGUGUACUGGAACACGUGGGACCAAAAUUGUUCGGGCGAGAGUCAGGCUCAAUCGACUACGGCCUUUUGUCAGAUGGACUGAGAUUUGAGGCAUCAAUACAUGCUGCCAUCAGCGGGGCGUUGGCGAUACAGGGUGUUGAACCAUCGAACGUCCAUUCGGUCGUUGCGGCGUUCCAAGAUACCGCAUGGAAUACUUCCGACGGCGCCUACGAUUUACUCGAAGGAGAAUACCGAGAGCUCAUGGGUCUGCCCGGUCGUUUUGAUAUCCCCACUUCCCCUUCCGCACCGAGUGUUAUCUCGGACGUAGCGUCCUUCGUUAAGAGUAUAGGGGCCGGGGCCGUCGCCCUCGAUCAGUGGUGGGAGCGCGGCGACGCCGAUUGGCUUGACAAUGAAACCACCCAAGCCAGCAGGGCGGCGCAUUUAUUCCUCACUACGGCAAGGUUUGGGAUGGCCCCGCCGAUUGCCGGCUCAGGACGGGACGGGGAGCAACACCGUAGGGCGCCAGACAUUGUCAAUACCCUGGAGCAUAUGGACGGCCAACUGUCACAACUGCAAGAGUCCGUCCAGGCACAGAGGGAUGCUCUGGAGGGUGCGGUGUAUGACGUGGAAGACCGCUUACUCGCGGCAUAUCUGCAACUGUACGAAGGGGCGCAGGACGCAACGGACGAGGUCGCCGCGGUACGCCGGCAUCUGGAAGGCAAAUGGAAUAUGUACGGCGGUCCAGCACACAUUCAAGCUUUCGUCACGCAUUGGCUCGACAGCCUGAUGGGUGGAAGGGGAUGA
Molecule: messenger RNA, 837 nt
Organism: Peniophora sp. CBMAI 1063
Lineage: Eukaryota; Fungi; Basidiomycota; Agaricomycetes; Russulales; Peniophoraceae
Source: the annotation of a GenBank genome assembly